Xiphophorus maculatus (southern platyfish) is the source of this 3553-nucleotide messenger RNA. RefSeq lists its product as uncharacterized. Bases 263 to 1951 code for a protein of 562 amino acids. The record is from RefSeq and is a predicted model, not a curated record. The transcript has 4 exons. Lineage: Eukaryota; Metazoa; Chordata; Actinopteri; Cyprinodontiformes; Poeciliidae.
UUUUACGUUAUUUGACGAGGAAUGGUUUACGCGUUUGCGUAUGAGAGAGAGCGCAAGAGAGAAAUAUAUCCAAACCGUGUCACUUGUGUGCAUGAAAUCAUUUUAUCUUUUUUUUUAAUGUAAAAAAAGUAGCAGAGCUUCCUUAUUUUCGACUGGCUUCCGCAAGGUGAAUGCUGCACUUUAUUUUGGCUGUUGUUGUUAGCUAGCUCAGCUAAUCCAGCAAUUAUCAUCUGAACUGGGGAUUUAUCUAGACUGAACAAGCAUGGGCCGACUAGAUGAUGCUGCCAAACACAAAGUGGUGGAGCUGCGGAAGGCUGGUCUCAGUUUCCGCAAAAUCAAAGCUGUGCUGGAGUUGGAGAACAUCAAGGUGUCGGCUCAAGCCAUCUACCUGUACCUGAGGGAGUUCCAGGGUAGACCACCAGGGAGGGUUAGACCUCUGGAGGCUGGAGAUAGCACAUUGGCGCAAACAGCUCAAGCGCAAGCUGGGGCAUUGCAGGAGAGGUGGAGCAACAUUCACCUUCAGAACCUGAUGAGGGACGGGCCUCAUCGCACUGAGUAUCCAGCUCCAUCUAACUUCUCCAAACAGGCAUCCACCAAUUCAGAGACCACCUCAAAUUCCUCUGGAUCUGGGGAGGCUAGCGGAAGCAGCAGGCCGGAGCAGCAAUCCGGUGGAAAUAAGGAAGAAAACGACAUUCAGAUUGUUAGUGUCACUUCACUUGCACAGCAUGGCCAACAAAGGGUGACCCAGCCACCUGUAAGGAGGCCAGAAACAAGUUCAAACAUGUCUUCCACGUUAAUGGCUUCUGGAGCAUUCCUGAGAAGAAGAGUUACACCUUCCCCAGCCACCAGUUCAAUUUUGGCAGCUCGAAAAAGACUUUUGGACAGAGCAUUGUCACAUAGGACAAAGUCAUUCCACCAGAUGGCGACGUUGUUAAGGAGAGAUCAGGCUGGUGUUCAAAGUUCAGAUUUAAGCAGUGCUCUACCACAGCAGCCGGAAACCUAUGACCUGACCACUGAAAAGACUGUUAUGGAGGGGCAGCCUGGGCAUAAUAGUUCCCCUCGGCGCUUUGCUGCACAGAGACCAGGAAUGAGCGUCCGCUCCCUUCAUCCUCCUCCACGUGUCGGGAUUCACCUUCCUAAUCGCCCGCCAGUGCCUUUGACAUCCUCAUCUCCGGGAACCGUUCUUCGUCUGCCGUCCCCCAGGACUCAAGGCAGUAGUGAGGGGAAUUCAAAUCCACCAUCGGCGGUCCAGGACACCAGAGCAAGAGGUAGCUUGCAGGACCAGAUCCAGACCCUUGGCUCUGAGGUUCGCAGCCUGGGCUUGGCAGUGAAGAUGAUGGUGGAGCAGCAGUGCCGCCUGGAAAGGGAGCAGUCACUGCAGACGCAGAUUCAGAAGCAGAUCCUCAGCACUCUCCAAACACUCUCCUCUAAAGCAGGACUCUGUAGCAGAACCCCGCAACGGCUCAACAAAACUCCCUCGCCAUCGUCUUUGCCAGCAACCUCUGCUACUACCUCUUUCGGCCAAGAAACGUACACUUUUAGUCAAGGCACGUUCUCUCAGUGCGGCCAGACUCAGCCGGGCUACAACUCUUUAGAGAGAUUAGAAAGCGCAGAGGCCUUUAAGGUUCCAGGAAUGAGCCCACCAAGCAUAAAUGGAUUUCCACCAUGUAGCAACGCAGACAGUCUUCCUCUUACUCACACUUCCUCUCAGUCACAAACUUAUCCAGCUGCGUAUCAACAGCAAAACAGUCAAGCCCUCCUGGCACCCUACACACAGUCAUACGUCUCCUUGUACGACCACACACACACUCAGUCAUUCAGAACGCCAGAGAGUAAAACAGCAGAUUUUUCUGCGAGGACUUUCACAGACUGCAGCGGGUCUACCCAGCAGGUCAUGAACUCCUCUUCACAUAAUCAGCCACUCAGUAGCAUCAAGGUGGAAGGACCUUAGAUAACACAGGUUCAGUCCUCUGAAAGAACUUGAACUUGUGUUUCUUUUAAUUUGCUGUAGCAUUGUUGUGUAAGGUACGUUUUUAGGACUACUAAUGUAAAAGUAGCUGUUUUUAUUCAAUUUAUUUCUGAGGUUCAUUAUCAUGCAAUACGUACAGCAAUAGCUUGACAGAUUUGAAAGUUUUAAAUCCUCUGAUUUAACUUGGCCACAAUUUAAAACAAAUCAUGAAUCUGUAUAUUUUUGUGAUUUUUUUUCUUGUAUCAACAGAAAACCCAACGCAAACAGUUAAUUUUCAUAACUUUGACCUGUUUAACAAAUAAAACUCAGAUUUUGAUCCAGAAAGAGUAAUUAUUUCAUAAUGUAAGGUAUUUCCAGUAACGGGAUGGAAUGUUGACUGCUGAAAUCUUGGGAGACAAAGAAGCAAUUAAACCAAAAGCAACUUAACAAGAACAAGACUACAGUUUUAUAAUUCUAACACUUAAUAUUAUGAAGAAGGAGAAUCAAAACCAUUAAAUAACUUUCCCCCCCUACGUAUAGGCCAGUAGCUGCAACCACUGAGCCAGGAGUACGCAAAAGCCAAGCGAACAUGUACAGUAAGUUGCAAAAGCAUAGCGAAUUUAUAUAUCGAGAUGAAAAUCCAGCUAAAUUUGCCCAUUUUACUGGUCUUAAUAAUAUUGAAGAAAUGUUUGAAAAUUCAGUUGUUGUCUAAAUAUGUACACCGAUCGCACUUCUCUUUUAUGAGUAAAGUUAAUGCAACUCAUCAGUAUUGUCUGUCAGAGAUUUUUCAAUGCAGAAAGGCUGCGACACAAACUUUUAAAAAGUGAUUACGUCGAAAGGCCCCUGCCAUGAGAGCACAGAGUAGUUGUCAAUAAAGCGGCUCCUACCCAUCCUUCCAGUCACAAUUACGCAAUUACAGUGACCUCAGCAAAAGAUUAGCAAAUGUCCAAUUAAAUUUAGUCAGAGAACUGUGUCUUCACACUAUUAGAGAGAUGUGCGUAGCUAUAAAGAAGUUCAACAUAUUUUGCUCUUAUCUUGUGACUGUUUAGCAAAAACUUUAACUUUUCUUCUGCUAGCAACUACUUAGGGCAACAGCGCCGCCUAGACUUCCAAAUUAAACACACAAACUAUUCCAUCUUAAACUUCGAGAAAUAAACAUGUUCACAUCUCCUGAGGUUUCAUACAAUGAAAGCACAACAGAAAUGGCUAAAAUUUUAAUGCAGUAAACAACAAUUAUAAGUAUGAAAAAACUAUUAAGUCAGUUGUGAUUUAUGUACAUAAAUGACUGUUUGUGUCGAUGACACAUUUACAGGAGUACACAGCAGCAGUUGUGGCUUUCUAUAAAUACUGGUAGCUGUCUUUUGUAUUAGUAUUAUAGAUUAACUACACAGAUAGAUGUUCAAGCCUUUAUUUCUGUUAGAAUUUUUCUGCUUAGAACAAAUAAGAACACAUAAUUUAAAAUUAGAAUACCACAUUAGAUCAACAUAAAACAUUUUUAAUAGAAAGGUGGGUUUAAUCAAAUAUAUGGUUAAUACCUGCUUAAAGACUAUUUUUAAAAGGUACCUUGAAUCUAAAAAAAAAGCCUCAGAGGAACUAAGAUAUUUU